CCUGGCUGGGAUGUGGGGUGGGAUGAGGCCUAGAGGGGGUUUCAGGGUCAGCAAGCAGGACAUUGGGACCCAGGAACAUGGAUCCAGGGGAGGGAUCCUACAGUGGUAGGGUGCUUGGGGCUGUCUCUUUCUUUCUUCGUCCAGAGCCUUAUGUAAGAGCUUUUCUCAAGAAACAGGAAGUCCUGCUUGCCAAGUUCAGCACAGGGAGUAGUGCAGGCCUUAUUCCAACACACCCGGCCUGGCCUUAACCCGAGAACUCAGCCAGCUUCUUUCUUCCACGAUCCUGGUUCUCCCCACUGGCCCCCUCCCCUCCUUUCCCACCUUCAGUCACUCCUAGCAAACUUCCCCAGAGAUCUCUCCCUGGCCUGAGCCCAGAGGAUCUUCCACCCUCACCCCUUGACCCUCGAUGCUGCCCAGCUUGUCCCUCCAUCCCUGCUCCUGGCACUAUGCCCCAUAGCCAGCCAACCUUCCCUCCCCCACUUCUGGGGCCGCCCCAGGGUUCCUGUGCUCUGGCCGCUCCUCCUGGGUGUCACUGGCAGCCCCGUGCUUCCUAGAGAGACUGACACCAAAUUCUCCUGAGGCUGGAGGAGGGUUGGGGGGUCUCAAGACAACAUUGGCCCCACAGCGGGGUGCCAGGAGCACCAACAGUGCCCCUAGCUUGCUUUCUUCCUCCCUCCUUUUUAUUUUCAAGUUCCUUUUUAUUUCUCCCUUGCGUAACGCCCUUCCUCCCUUUUGCACCACUGCCUGUACUCCCACCCUCCCUGCCACCUCCUUGCCAUCCACUCCUGAGACCAUAGCUGUUGGCGGUGUCCCCAGCUCAUGCCAGCCUCAUCUCCUUCCUUGCUAGCCCCCAAAGGGCCCCCAGGAGACAUGAGGGGCCAGGUCCGAGAGCCGGCACUCUCAGUAGCCCUCUGGUUGAGUUGGGGGGCAGCUCUGGGAGCUGUGGCUUGUGCCAUGGCUCUGCUGAACCAACAAACAGAGCUGCAAACCCUAAGGAGAGAGGUGACCCGGCUGCAGAGGACUGGAGGGCCCUCUGAGAAGGGGGAAGGGUAUCCAUGGCUCAGCUUCCAGAAGCAGAGCCCUGACAGCCUGGAAGCUCAGGAGAAUGGGGAGAGAUCCCGGAGAAGGAGAGCAGUACUCACCCAUAAACAGAAGAAGAAGCACUCAGUUCUGCACCUUGUUCCCAUUAACAUUACCUCCAAGGAGGACUCUGAUGUGACAGAGGUGAUGUGGCAACCAGUUCUUAAGCGUGGGAGAGGCCUGGAGGCCCAAGGAUAUGUUGUUCGAGUCUGGGAUGCUGGAGUUUAUCUGCUGUACAGCCAGGUUCUGUUUCAUGAUGUGACUUUCACCAUGGGUCAAGUGGUGUCUCGGGAGGGCCAAGGAAGGCAGGAGACUCUAUUCCGGUGUAUACGAAGUAUGCCCUCCAACCCAGACUGGGCUUACAAUAGCUGCUACAGUGCAGGUGUCUUCCAUUUACACCAAGGGGAUAUUCUUAGUGUCAUAAUCCCCCGAGCAAGGGCGAAACUUAGCCUCUCUCCACAUGGAACCUUCCUGGGAAAUCCACAAAGCCUCCCUUCACUCAGGAAAACUCCUGGUUCACUAUGCCACACCUCCCUCCAGGUAACCUCUGCCUCUUCACCCCAUGAGAACGAAUUAUCCUCAUUUCUCUCUAUUCAUUUGACCUCAGUUUCCAUCACUGUCUCCAGAGGUGUAUUUAUUAUAGGCCCGUCUGAAGGGGGUGCCCGACGACGACAGUCCCCUUGCAGCCACAUUACUCUUCGAGUCCCAAGUUUUGCCUUUUAUGCUGUGCGUCCCCCUGGCAUGGCAAGUCACUCCAAGCCCCUCUUUUGGCUGAGGCGGGUCGCCAGGGAGCCUUGGCUGAAUCGUACGCCCUUGUGCUGGUCCUGCCUCACUCCUGCAAGCUCUUUCUGCUCAAGCUCUGCUUAAAGUUAAAUAAAAGAGAAUAAAUGAU
This is a messenger RNA of Hipposideros armiger (great roundleaf bat), 1972 nucleotides long. RefSeq names its product TNF superfamily member 13 (gene TNFSF13). NCBI's taxonomy places the organism in Eukaryota, Metazoa, Chordata, Mammalia, Chiroptera, Hipposideridae. Gene Ontology annotation, cellular component: membrane. The transcript is spliced from 7 exons. The record is from RefSeq and is a predicted model, not a curated record. The coding region runs from base 820 to 1947 and encodes 375 amino acids. Gene Ontology annotation, molecular function: tumor necrosis factor receptor binding; receptor ligand activity. Gene Ontology annotation, biological process: positive regulation of B cell proliferation; immune response; positive regulation of isotype switching to IgA isotypes.